Molecule: messenger RNA, 797 nt
Organism: Guillardia theta CCMP2712
Lineage: Eukaryota; Cryptophyceae; Pyrenomonadales; Geminigeraceae
Exons: 12
Coding region: 295-783 (162 amino acids)
Source: RefSeq, a predicted model, not a curated record
UUGCAAUCAGGACCUCGAGGAUACUUGAGUGGUCAUGGGUUGUCAUUCUGGUUGUUUGCGAUGGAUGUGAUUUGAAGGAAAUUCUCUAACUUGUUUGCUCACAGCGUCAAAGUUGCAAGCAAUGUAGAUGUGAAGCUCAACGCUCUCUGUUUGGGAUCUUCUUCUGGCGGUGCGAACAUCCCGCAGCAUGUCAAGAUCUAUGCCAAACUUGGUGUUGGCCUUGUCCCCACAGGAGAAGAGGAUGGCUGGACGUGUGUCUGUUCAUCAGAUGACUGUUUUCUCCCUCCUUUCGACAUGCCAAGUCCUACCACGAGCCCUCUGGCGUCUUCAGACUUGGAAGGAAACGAAGCAAAGAAAAGAGCUGCGGCGUCAGAUAGCAACGAAGCAUGUGAAGAGCAUCGAACGGAACUUCUUCGAUUGACAUUCAAUCGCGAGCUCGUGAUAGCACGAGGCAGCACCUUGCGCCUCCUUCUCCUCUCCUCUUCUGCCCAUGGCAUUGCCCUGAGGACCCAUCAGCAAACAAGUCAAGUGCAAGUUACAGACUAUGAUGACACAAUUUGCCUGUUUGCUGGGAGACUGGCGAAUGGUCAUGAUCCUUUUACAAGUACAAGAAAAAUUCUAGGUUUUGAGGUGAAGUCCAGUAGGAGACAUGAAAAUGAAGUUGAUCGAUCGAUGAAAGUGUCAAGAUAUGAUGAGAGAAAAACAAGGUCAAUCGCGUCUGCUAUUGGAGGUCAGAUUGUCGGGUUUGCAGGAGGUGUUGAGUAUGAAGUACUUUCGAGAUGAGAUUGAAAGAUUAU